UUCCUCGGGUCCAGGAUAAAAGGCCGGUUUGUUCGACCAUUUGUGAUCGUAUUCCGCUCCACCUCUGAGCUUAUGCUACCUUUCCAAGUUUCUUCCUUGCCUUCCCCAAACUCCUCUUCUACAGCACCUCGCUAUUAGCCCUACAUCUUUAUUUAUCUUCCUUUCUUCGUUCCAGCCUCUGUCUUUCACUCUGUCUCUCAGUGCCUUGUUGGGAGGGGAAAAAAAAGUAGUGUGUCCUUUGCGAGCAACAGGGAGAACCACAGCAAAUUCUGAUCCAGGCGAGCAAUAAUGGCACUAGAGACUGUAGUUUUCUCGCAGGAUCCCUUCUCACAUAGUUGCUGCAAGGACUCGUACUCCUUUGCCGCGGCUUGGAACCCCGACGACCAUGGCUUCCUUGCAGAAGAAGAGAAAGCCCCUGUUGGAGUGCUCAUCAACAGCAACGUAGACGACAGACGUGUCCAUGCAACUUGGGAUUCUAACUCUUCUCCCGAGGCCUGCACCGCCGGCCCAUCACUGAUCUCCCCUGCUCCCUCGGGUCGUCGUAAACGACGUCGCACCAAGAGCGCCAAGAACAAGGAGGACCUAGAGAGCCAGAGGAUGACUCACAUUGCUGUGGAGCGCAAUCGACGGAGACAGAUGAAUGACUACCUGGCGGUGCUUCGUUCCCUGAUGCCUCCAUCUUACGUUCAAAGGGGGGACCAAGCUUCUAUAAUAGGAGGCGCCAUCAACUUUGUUAAGGAGCUAGAGCAGCUAUUGCAGUCAAUGGAGGGACGAAGGAUGAGGACGAAGCAACAAGAGCAAGAGUGCGGGACGUGCAGCUCGCCCUUCGCCGAGUUCUUCACGUUCCCCCAGUACUCCACCCAUGCAAAUCAGAGCAACACCAGUUCCCAGCAAUGGGCCGUCGCAGACAUUGAAGUCACCAUGGUCGACACCCACGCCAACCUCAAGAUACUCUCCAAGAAACGCUCCGGCCAGCUCACCAAGAUCGUCGUCGGCCUUCAAGCUCUCAGGCUCACCGUUCUCCACCUUAACGUGACGACUCACGACGACAUGGUCCUUCACUCUGCCAGCGUCAAGCUCGAAGAUGGGUGUGAGCUGAACACGGUGGAUGAAAUCGCUGCUGCUGUGCACGAAAUAAUGCGCAGAAUCCAAGAGGAAUCGCCUUUCUGUUAAAACUCGAAGAUGUGAUCUCUUCUUCGUCUUUUUUUUUUUUUUAAUAUUGGGGAUAUCUUAUCUCUGGAAAGGCGGGGAUAUAAAGUGUCGUUCUAAAUCUAAUUAUGAUGCCGUCUCAAUCGACCCUGUGAGAUAACUAAUUAUGAAAAAAGAUAUUAAUAUUUUAGUGGAGAAAUGCGGUAUUGUUGUGUAAUGUAUGGUGGCUGAAAGCAUUGUCCCUGC
Messenger RNA from Neltuma alba, 1395 nucleotides. Its product is annotated as transcription factor bHLH96-like. Gene Ontology annotation, biological process: regulation of transcription by RNA polymerase II. Bases 289 to 1173 code for a protein of 294 amino acids. The record is from RefSeq and is a predicted model, not a curated record. NCBI's taxonomy places the organism in Eukaryota, Viridiplantae, Streptophyta, Magnoliopsida, Fabales, Fabaceae. Gene Ontology annotation, molecular function: protein dimerization activity; DNA-binding transcription factor activity, RNA polymerase II-specific; RNA polymerase II cis-regulatory region sequence-specific DNA binding. The transcript is spliced from 3 exons.